AUGCCGCACAAAUAUGAGUUUGGAGGCCCGGUUGGUGCCGCCGGGAUCGUGUUCGGCCUUCCUCCCUUAAUGUACUUCUUGUACUUCACUUGCAACGAUAUCUCAGGCUGUCCCGCUCCGGCUCUUCGGGACCCUGCGAACCUCACGUGGGAGAAGCUCAAGGCCCAAAUCCCAUGGCCGGGGAGUGUCUCGCAAUUCGCCAGUUGGGAGGUUACGGGCUGGGUGUUGGCAUACUACCUAUUCAGUCUGCUGCUUUACCGGAUUCUGCCGGCGCAAGAGAUUUAUGGGACCAAGCUGCGCGAGUCGGGGCGUCCGCUGAAAUAUCGGUUUAAUGCCUUUUACUCAACCAUCGUCCAUCUGGUUCUGGCCGGCAUUGGUACUUACAUCUAUGGCGCGGAUUUUGUGGUUUGGAGGUACAUUACCGACAAUUACCUGCAAAUCUUGACUGCGAACGUCCUCCUGGCCUAUGCCAUCUCCAUAUACGUCUACGCCGGCAGUUUCGGUGUAAAACCCGGUAACAGUGAACUGCGAGAGCUAGCGAUCGGGGGCCAGUCGGGAAACGUGCUCUACGAUUUCUUCAUUGGCCGUGAGCUAAAUCCACGUAAAACGUUGCCGUUCUUCGGCGAGGUCGAUAUCAAGGCGUGGCUAGAGAUGCGUCCUGGCCUGACCGGCUGGGCACUGCUCGAUCUUGCCUUUGUGGCUAAACAGUACCGGACGUAUGGCUAUGUGUCUGAUAGCAUCGUGUUCAUCUGCUGCAUCCAGACAUACUAUGUGCUCGAGGGCCAGUAUGCGGAAUCGGGCCUCCUGGGUAUGAUGGAUAUCAUCACUGAUGGGUUAGGGUUCAUGCUUACCUUUGGUGAUAUCAUUUGGGUACCCUUUCUGUACUCGACCCAAUGCCGGUACCUGUCGGUCUAUCCGGUGCAUCUGGGAUGGGCGGGCCUGGCUGCCGUGAGCAUCACAUUUGCCAUCGGCGUCUCUAUAUUCCGGGCCGCCAACUCCCAAAAGUAUACCUUCCGCACGAAACCCGACCAUCCCAGCGUGGCGGGCAUGUCAUACAUCCAGACCAAGAGAGGCACCAGGCUGCUUACUGCGGGUUGGUGGGGGAUGGCACGGCACAUCAACUAUUUUGGCGAUUGGCUGCAGUCCCUGCCGUUUUGUCUUCCGACGGCGCUGGCGGGCUAUCUCAUCUUCCCGGCUGGGAGCUCCAUUGCUGAUGCGGCGAAGACGCUUGACGGUCGGGAGGUGCUUGCGACCAAGGGGGCGGGCAUGUUCUACACGUACUUUUACAGCGCGUGGUUUGCGUUUAUGCUUAUCCACAGAGAGCAGCGCGACGAUGCAGCGUGUUCGCAAAAGUAUGGUGAGGAUUGGGAGAGAUAUAAGAAGCUUGUGAAGUGGAGGAUUCUGCCCGGGGUUUAUUAA
Molecule: messenger RNA, 1419 nt
Organism: Uncinocarpus reesii 1704
Lineage: Eukaryota; Fungi; Ascomycota; Eurotiomycetes; Onygenales; Onygenaceae
Product: Delta(14)-sterol reductase
Exons: 3
Coding region: 1-1419 (472 amino acids)
Biological process (GO): ergosterol biosynthetic process
Cellular component (GO): endoplasmic reticulum membrane
Molecular function (GO): Delta14-sterol reductase activity
Source: RefSeq, a predicted model, not a curated record